Molecule: messenger RNA, 11025 nt
Organism: Mobula hypostoma (lesser devil ray)
Lineage: Eukaryota; Metazoa; Chordata; Chondrichthyes; Myliobatiformes; Myliobatidae
Gene: plek2
Product: pleckstrin 2
Exons: 9
Coding region: 59-1129 (356 amino acids)
Biological process (GO): actin cytoskeleton organization; intracellular signal transduction
Cellular component (GO): plasma membrane
Source: RefSeq, a predicted model, not a curated record
UUAGUCUUUAACAAUCCAAUGCUGAUCACAGAGUGAGUCCAGACAUUUGUCGGGCAACAUGCAGGGAGAAACAAGUGUAAUAAGAGAAGGAUUCCUGGUCAAACGGGGUCAUAUUGUGCACAACUGGAAAGCACGCUGGUUUGUAUUGUCAAAAGAUCAACUUCUCUACUAUAAAAUUGAAGGAGGAAAGAAGGAGUCUCGUCCCAGGGGCAUUAUUUCUUUGGUAGGAUGUACAGUCUAUUGUCCCUGCCUGGAUUAUGAAAACAGACCGCUGGUGAUAAAAUUGAAGGCAAAGAAUUCUGUAGAGCAUUUCCUUGAAGCUUCCUGUCGUGAGCAACGAGAUUCAUGGGCUGAAGACAUUAAUACCAUGAUCAAGGCCUCAAACCCGGAACAUCAAAACCAACCGAGUUCUUUAGAUGCAUCCUUUGAAGAAUCAACAAAUAUCUGCCUGAGUCACUUAAUCAGGGAAAUGAAAGAAAGCAACAGUGGGAUCAAGGAGAUGACAAAUGGAGAAUAUGGGAACACUUACAAACAAUGCUUUGCCGGUUCAACAGUGAUUGACUGGUUGGUAUCCAGAAACAUAGCCCAUUCCCGUUCAAAUGCCGUUACUAUAGCUUCCCUUCUAAUCGAAGAUGAUCUCAUCAAACCAGUUGGAGAUAAAAGCACAAAGGCCAGAUUGAAUGUCGUCAGCACAGAGCAGUUCCUUGAUGAUUCCACAGCACUGUAUUGUUUUGCAAAAAGUUUGAAGAAGACAGAUAAUUCAAGCGAUAACAUUGAAAUACCUCACAUGGAUCUCAGUGGCAAGAUUGUUAAGCAGGGGUUUUUGAUGAAACAGGGACACAAAAGAAAGAACUGGAAAGUGAGAAGAUUUGUUCUGAGGGAAGAUCCUUCACAUCUACAUUACUAUGAUCCCUGCAAGGAAAAAAAUAAUGAACCAGUUGGAGGUAUGUCACUUCGAGGUUGCUUGGUAUCUGCAUUGGAAGACAAUGGAAUUCCACCAGGAAUAAAGGGGAACGUUCAGGGCAAUCUCUUCAAGAUCAUAACGACAAAUGAUGUGCAUUAUUAUAUACAAGCUGGCUCCCACGCUGAAAGAUCAGAGUGGAUUCGGGCAAUCAAGCAAGUAUCAUAAAAGUCUGUCCAAACACCCUCAGUUGGACAGUAGAACACAAGCAAUGAACUGGGAAACUAUUUCAAUGAUCUUCAGUCUCAUCAUAGUUGGUCUUCUCUAAGUAGUUCUACGUCAACAGAAAAGAUGGUCUUGAAUAUGUAAACAUUUCCUGUGUGUUACUUUUCUGACUGGCACAUUAAGAGAAAUACAUCCACUGACUUUCAGGUGUGUCACUGGAAGAAUGAGUGAAUAUGAUGGACUUUGGAUACAAAAGUGGGAUGGAUACCAGGUUGUAAUCUUCUCUGCCUGUAACUCUUCUAUGAAGAUGUAUCUGACAACAAUCUAAAGUCUCUAACAUCUAUACUCACAUCAAUAAUGCCUUUCAGUGCAAUCUCAGACAAGAGAGAAAGCCUGACCCUUACGUCACUAUUUAUUUUUCCAAAUUAUUGUUAAUGCACUUUAUUCUUCUAAGUAUUGUUUUGAGUUUUUAUUAUUACCACUUUAAUGUGUAUUCUGCAUGUAAAUAUCAAAUGCAAAUAACUGAUGCAUUCGGACUUGCUUUCCUCUAAUUGUUACUCAGUGCAAGUUAAAGUUGGCCUGCAAUUUUGAGUGUAAUUAAAGGAGCAUUAUAAUAAUUAAAGGGGGCAGCUGGCUUAUCUCUCAUCUCUGGCCUAUCUUCACUCAACUGAUGUUGCCAUUGAGACUUGCAGCAAGCAGAGUAGGGAGUUGGGAAUAUUAGCUGGGUUCUCUUUUAAGUUGUUCACCUGAAAUGAUAAUCAGCAGAAUAAACUUGGCAGGUGGGUGCAUUUUUACUAUUAGCAAAAACUUUGCUUAUAUUCUUGAUAGCACUGGAAUUGAGCAGAAAAUAUACAUUACUCCAGAGCAGUGUCUUCUGCUUGAUUCCACUGGUAUCAAGAUAGGAUUAGUUGGAGCAGAAAACAAAGAUGCUGCAGGAAUCCUUGCUGGAAUUUGCUUCUCCUUGCCUUAAAUAGUAAAAGCAGUACAAAUCUGAAUGAUCCCGCAUUCAAUCCCUUGACUAUACCAUGUUGUCCAUGUGCACAAGUGAUGAGGUGGGGAGUUUGAAAUUGGUGGUUUCAAUGCUCUUAAUUUCAUGAGGAAUUAUUAGCCAGGAUUCCCACUUUUUAUUGCCUUCCUGAAACUAGUUCAAAUUGCACUUAAAUUAAAGAUCAUGUUUGUCAUUGAUGGCCCCAAUGCCCACCACCCUCUCAAUUUUUGGGAAUGAUCUAUUGCAGCUUCUAGAUAAACUAUAACCACUUGGGUGAGACGCAUGAGCAUUCCAAUUCAGGUAUCCAAAAGCAAAAGAAAAAUUGCAGAUGCUGGAAAUAAAAUCAACAUGUUGGAGAUAUUUAGCAGGACAGACAGAGUUAGUGUUUCAGGUCAAAGACCUUACCGCAGCAGGUGUCAAUAUUUAAUAGAAGACUCGUGAAAAAAAUUAGUGGCAACAGUUGGGAAAUAUGAUUUGUUGAAAAAAAAAUAAAAAUAGGCACAGCUAUUAAUACCUGCCUGGUGGCUUGUCCAGUAAGUAUUUUCAGUCUCCUCAACUGUGGAAGUGUGAGAGUCAAGUUUAAUUCUGUUACUAACCAAUGUUUACACAGGUCUUCUCACUGGAGGAGGCUGCUGGUAACAAUGCAAGAUGCUCAUCAGAACCACACUUGUCCUCAUCCAAUCAGCUUACAAAUGUGGUUUCUACAAGUGCAACUGGAUAGUGAGAAGGACUGCGAAGCCAGUUUGAUACUUUCUCUUAGUCUGCAGCCAAAAGAUUCACAAAUAGAGGAAACAGAAACUAUUAUUAAAUGCAUAUGAAAAUAAACAUAUUGUCUUGCAUUGACAAUACAUGGGAUUGAUUGAAAGUACUAAGAAGUAGAUGAAUAUAUUGCAAAUGCUUUCACAAUUUGAUGCCUAGUGGUUGCAGGUAUGUGUGGGUUCAAUAAUUCCAGGGGCAAAGGGCUAGAGAUCCUUUGAAGAUACCUUAUGAAUUCUGUAUUUACAAUGACCUGACUUACCUUGUCCCGGGGCAGACCAAAAGAUCCUCCAACCUGUUUUCCCUAUUCAUUGUAACCUUAAAUGAAAGUGCAGACAAAAUACAAGGUAUAGGACAUGCUACAACUUUUUAUAAAUAAAGUGACUAUAAAUGUGACACUAAAUGGAAUUCAACAGAACUUUAAACAAAAACAUUUCUGUCAAGGCAUUUGGGAGGGGAAAAAAAAGGAUUGGAAGGAAGGACUAAAGAGUAGAGCUAAGAAGAGGAAGAUUUGAAGAUGGAAAGGGAAGCAUUUGAGAUUAGAAGGCGAACAGAUGAAAUGGAAAGAUGUGGAACACUGCUCAGUUUUCUCAACAAAGAUAGCUGACAUUUUAGAGAAAAAAUCAUGUAAGAAUUGUGAACCCAGGAAUUUAUGUUCUUUAGUCAUUAACCAGCAAAAACUUUACCGGGGCAUUCCUUGCCUCUUUUUCAGUCCAUAGAAGAAUGAGUUUUGAAGGAAACAAAAACAUAAUUUGAUGAGUGCAUGCUGAGAUAAAUUGUAGCUACAAUCUGCAAUAAGUUGCAGACGGAAGCAUGGACUUCAGCCAUUAGUAUUUAAAGGAUGAACAUGAGAUGUAAAACUCAACAUGUUAUGAUCUCAGCUUUAAACAUCUCAAUUCCAUGAUCAUCCAUUUCCACCUCACAGAAUCUGUCAGCUGAACCAUCAACACAAUGCCCAUUCUUAACACCUGUUACCUCCUGCCAUCCGUUCGCUUGGCUUCCCAAAAGCUUCAAUCACCAUCCUGCAGAAACUGCAGCUUGCUCUAGAUUCUGCUGCAUACACACUAAACCAUUUAUAACCUUGUUUAUCUUUGUCCUUUCUCACAGACUUUCACUGAAUUUCUAUACAUCCACAGAUGAAGUUCAAAGUGUUUCCUAGCCUUACUCUAUUCUAUAAUCCUUCAUUCUGACUCAUGCCCGCUGACCACUAUGCAAGUGAUCUGGGUUUUGACAAGAAAAAAAACUGGACAAAAAUUAAGUUGACAUUGCCUUGUUUUUCCCAAUUCCUAUUUCUUCAUUUCUAAUCUGCCCAGUCUAAUAGUCUUUCACCAUUUUUUUCUGUAAUUGUCACAAAGGCAUGGUUCACAGUUCUUUUUUUUCUCAUUUUCAGAAGUGAUUAUCUUUGAUCUAUUGGUCAUUUUUGUCCUUGUUAACUUUCACUGUUCACAGCUGGUUCUCCUCCUUAUCACUUCAAGGCGGCUUUUUGAAACAGUGAAGGCACUUUUCAACCGCACAUUGCAUACGAUGGAGAUAAUUUCUUCUGACUCAUAAAAAGACAAACAUUGGAGAAACUAUAGUCUUCCUGCAUACUUCUUUCAUUUGGGAUAAUUUUAAAGAAGGUCAAAAGUUGAGAGAAAUUAUGGGGAGAGGAAUUCCUAACUACCUGAUUAAUAACCCUUAAUGGUAAAAAAAUGUCAGGAGGAAAUGGGAAAAUUAAAGGCCAAAUGUGGUCUUCAUAGUUGAUUAUAAAAAUUGCAACAAAAAUAUUCAGAAACAGGGCAUGAAAAAAAUAGAGAGAAAAUAACAGAUUUAAAAUUAAAAUGACAUGUAUCUCUCACAAAUGUGGAUCCCAAAACAUGAAAAUGUAUUUUCUGAAAAUGUACCAAACAAACAAAAAUGUAAGUUUUGGAUCUUGUAUAAAACCAGAUGAAGAUGAGAUACAGAUCACUGCAGAGUCCUGUUAAUCUCGAAGAUGUUGAGGGUGAACUUCCUGCACCACAAUGACUAAUAUAGCUUUAUAGUGUAAUGUUCCAGAUUUGACCCCAGGAUUGUGGUGAAGGAAUAUCAUCUUUAACUUUCUCAGAAGAACUCCAGAUUUCCCUGAAAAUUAGAAUUUUUGUUUAGAACCAUGGAAAUAUUAAUGAAAUCUCACUAAAAACUCUAACUGAGGUGUCACUUAUUUCAGAAUCGGAAUCACUUUAUUGCCAGUAUGUGAAUUGAUUGUGGUUCAGUGCCAAGCAUAAAACAUGGAACAAUACCAUAACAGAAAUGGUUUAAGAUGGCACUGGUGAUGCCCAGUGACGCCUUACAGGUGGUAAAAUAUAAAACAAAGAAAACUACAAAAUAACAAUGCCAACAAUGGAGAGGUAUGCAGAGGUGAGGCUAGGUGAGUGGAGGUGGGAACAAGGAAAGUCCUGAUGUCUGAUCGAUUUAAGCACUGGGCUGAAUUGGAAAGGUUGGGUACAGGCUGAAUUGUUUCGGUGGAGUUCAGGCCCCAGAGCUGUCCCAGAACGAGGAACGGCCCGAUGUUUGGAUGACUUAAGCACCGGGCCAGAUUGAAAAGGUCAGGGUGUUGGGACCAGAGGGAAGGGAUGAGCCAGUUCUGCUUGCUCUUCUGUGACGUUUAAUCAGCCCUGCGCCUCACUGAGGCUGUAGUUUGCUGCGGCUGCAGUGAUAACUGGCUUCGCGUCAGUGGUCCUGCGAUCUUUACUCAGCUCUGCAAUGAAUUGACCUAUGCCCUACUCCAGCUGCAGUGAUGUCUGGCUUUGUGUUUUCCAUAAAGCUUCAGAUCUGAAUGAUGUUUGCUUACUUUAUAGUUUGCACCAUUUUAUUUUGUUUCUGUGCAUUGGGUGUUGGUCGGUCUUUUUUUAUAAUGGGUUCUUUUGGGGUUUCUUUGUUUUGGUGCUCUCUGUAAGGAGGCUAAUCUCAAGGUUGUAUUAUGUGUACAUACUUUGAUAAUAAAUGUACUUUGAACUUUGACAAUAGAUGUACUUUGAACUUUGAAGAGUAGCAACCGACAAUUUACAAGGCAAUAGUGCAAACAUCAAUGACAAAUCAACAAAUUGCAGAAUGGUCACAUGCACAAAUGUCAAUAAUCAAACUUAAAUAAAUGUGAAUAUAUGAACAGACUCAAUAAUUAGCAACAGGAAAGACCAUUUAAUGUAUGUUGUGCAGGAACAGUUAGGAUAUUACACCUGAGUGAGUUUUGUUGAGAAGCUGGACAGCUACAGGAAAGAAGCUUUGGAGAUGAAAUGCAAUCCUGGUGAUGAUGGAUUUGUAGCGUCUCCUUGAUGGCAAUUUGGUGACUAGGUGGCUGCUAGCAUGGGUGGAGUCAGCAGUAAUUUUUUCACCUGUGGCAAUGAACAGGUAUUUUAAUGUCAAUUGCUGACAGUCAAUGAUCUUCUCUACCGGGUGGAGCACUCAGUGGAACCUGGACUUGAAGAAGGAGGUGGCAGAGGGCAACCAAGUGGAGAUAAGAGGUGGUCACAAUACUCUCAAUGAUGGCAGAUUAAAAAUUCAUCCGGAUACACCCUGAGAUGUUAAGUUUCCAAAGAACAAUCUCUGCUGGUUUUUUCUAGUGAUGAAUGUAACAUGCUUGUUCCACUUCAAUGGUAAUUGUAAUCCCCAGGAAUUUGAAUGACUCAACCACAGACACAGCCUGACCAUUAAUUUCCAAGGGGGGGGGGUUAGCAAGUAGGGUGUUGUUAGCAGAAGUCAAUCCUCAUUUCCACUAUCUCGAUAGCAUUAAGCUCCAAGUUGAUACGAGCUCACCAUGCUGCAAGACGGUCUACCUCCUCUCUUUAGGAGCAGGUCACAUCAUUGUUAGAGAUGAGGCUAACGAUAGUCACGUCAGAGUGUUAACUAAAACCAAUAUAGGAACCUUCCUAAACAAUGAAAAGCCGUGAGCACUCAUUUAAAAAAAGCAAUGUAAUAUCAUGCUUCAAUAUUCUAAAAACUCUGAUUUUUAUUAGUGAAUUCUUUCACCAGCCCCAUUUACUGUCGUUCUCUGCUGUUCUGUCUUCCCAGUUCACUGUGCAUUGACAUUAUAAUUUUACUUGCCUCUUUUUUCUGUUUACAAUAUUGUGGAGUGGUGACCACAAGCUUUGUUCACUACUUAAGAUAGAAUUCCAUGUCUACUCUGGAAUGACCUUGUUUACUUGCAGCUCUACGCCGCAGUCUCCACUUCCUGCAACUGUUUACUUAUCGAGGUGCUUCAGGCUUGCAUGGGUAGGCAUCAGAAAUAUGGACUGUUGAAAGUGUUUUUGAAUGAGUUCAAGCUGUAACAUCUAUGAAAAAAGGUUACAUGAAUUCUUCAGCAUUUAUUGUAUAGACUUUUCUUGUUUUAAACAGCUGGAUGUAAGGUUUGUAAGUAAAAAAUAAAAUUCCAUUAACAAUAAAAUAAUUCAGUUAUUUAAAAGUUUACUCGUGGCUGGAUAUUUUGUUAUAAAUAUGGAAAGUGUUAUGGGCCUUGGUGAAGGAAUUCAAAGAGUAUAGCUGCACAUGCUUGUUGACUGGUCUGAGAUUAGGUAACCAAGAUACAUGGAUCAAAGUGUUUGUCUGGUUCUUUAAGCCCUACCUCUUCAAAGCACAGGAUCACCAAUGGGUCCACAGCUAACACAGAUUAACAGUAUAGAGGCAAAGCAAAUUUGCUAUCUAUUUGUGUUGAACAAAUUGAAGAACACUAGUUAUGUAAAGUAGAUACAAUACAUAAUUGAUGUUUUUACUGGGUUCAGACCUUCUGAGGAAUUGUUGAGCAAGACAGGGCUUUUCUCUGUGGAGCAAAGAAGGAUGAGAGGAGACUUGAAAGAGAUGUGUAAGAUGAUAAGUGGCACAGAAUGACACCCAGCACCUUUUUCCCCAGGGUGGCAAUGGGAAAUAUGAGAUAACAAACUGUUAAGGUGACUGAAAGAAAGCAUAGGGAGGUCUGUCAGAGGUAGUAUUUUUUUUACACAUAGAGUGAUGGAAUGCACUGCCAGAGAUGGUAGUAGAGGCAAAUAUAUUUGGAAUGUUUAUGAGACUCUUAGAUAGGCACAUCUAUCUAGGAAAGAAAAAAUGCAGGGCUACAUGAGAGAGGAUGGUUAGAUUGAUGUCGGAUUAGGUUAAAAUGUGGUCACAACAUUGUGUGCUGAAGGGCUUGUACCGUACUGGGAAGUCCUGUUCUACGUUUGCUCGUUAUUUCCUUUGACUUCAACUCCUAUUCUACAAAGGCCCACAAUUGUUGUAUUAGUUCACAUCCCACUUCCACAUAUUUAAACUUCCUUAAGCUAUGCAUCAAUACAAUAUCCAUUAAAUAGAAAUGCCUUGAACUUUUCCUUAGCUUUCUACACAUUUUGUUUGAUGCUUAUGCCUCUAUUUCUAAUAAAUCUUCAAUGGUGAUCACUAAACUUGCCACACUCCAUGAAUCAGUGAGAUAAUUGUUUCUGUCAUGUACCAAGUGUACAAUGACAGUGUAAACUUGAACUGAAUGAGUCUAAACCUGCAAAAAAAGGAGAUACUGUAGCAGAUAUGUUAAAAAUGAUUGUUAACUAUGCAGAAUUCUAAUUAUUUAUUUAAUUAAUUGGGGGUGUUGUUUUGGCUACUCAGUAAUAGCUGCAGGUAUUGACUGGAAAUCAUUUAGUCAAUUAGUUCAGAGGUGAGUAAAUUGUUUGAAUGACAAUUGUGAUUAUUGUAUAAAACUGUAAAAUGCAGUGGAAAACCAGGAAUCAUGAUCAGUGAGAAAGUGGCCAGGAGAUGGUAGAAUUUAAUUGAAUGAGUAUAUUAAGUUUAAAAUGUUAACUUGAUCUGGUAACCAGACUUGUUUUAGUUAGUCACUGUAAGUGGUGUUAAAAUGGCCUUCAAUUGAAUACUUAAUACAGAAAGCCACUUACAGUAUGUAUUAUUGUAACAAUGGCAUUCUUGUGAAAUUUAAGAUAGGUCUCAUUCAAAUGACAAGUGAAAAGAUAUAGGUCUUCAUGCAGACGAAAUGCUACAUGACCUAUUUUUUUCACUGAAAAAUAGUGAGACUUAGUGAAUAUUUGAAGUAGAUGGAUUUACAUGUUUGGGUAAUGGAACUUCAUUUGGAUUGUUCAUCUGAGAUCCAGCACUGACAAUGGAUUGGACAAUUUCCUUAUGUGCAGUAAAUAUAUGCAGCUGAGGCCACACAAGAGCUGCUGUGAUUCAUCAACUGUAUCCAUUUCCAGCACCUUUGCUUGUUCUACCUGCUAGCUGCUCUGUCUUAAAAAUACUUCUUGUUGGGUUGCACAGAGGCUCAAGAAGAGGGAAAAUAAUUAUUGUACUUUGUUGUCUAAAUGCUGGCUUGAUAAGCAAAAUUUCUUUUCCAAAACACAAUACAUUGACAGGAGUUUUGGAAUCUGCUGUGACUCUAAUAUUUAACAUUUGACACCCUUAUUUGUAGUUCGGUCUUAAACCUUAGCUAAUACAAUGCAGUGUGAUCAACUUUGUUUUUAUAAAUUAUUUAACUUGAUAUGCAAAUUUUCCUCAUCUCCAUCAUACUUACUGGCAAUGAUCAUUUCCACGUUCACACUCAUAAAACUCAGCAACUUUUAGUUCUCCAGUGUUUUGUUGUGGUUAGAUUGUUUAUGUUGACACUGACUUUGUAGUUCAGCUGUGAAUGUACUCUCAGUUAUAAUUAUCAGUCCUUUUCACUCCUAGCUGCAAUAUUCAUGACAACAAAUAGUACCUGCUAUGUGACGGACAGAAUAACAAAUAAAUGGUGUGAGGAACAGGAGAGGAGAAAACAGCUCUAAUUCUAUUACAAUCCACAUAACGUGAACAUCUGUGGCCAUAACCAAUGAUAUUUCUAAAGGGGCACAAUUGAGAGCAUCCUGACAGGCUGCAUCACUGCCUGGUAUGGGAACUGUACCUCCCUUAAUCGCAGGAUUCUGCAGAGAGUGGUGUGGACGGCCCAGCGCAUCCGCAGUUGUGAACUUCCCAUGAUUCAGGAUAUUUACAAAAGCAGAUGUAUAAAAAGGGCCCAAAGGAUCACUGGGGACCUGAGCCACCCCAACCACAAUCUCUUCCAGCUGCUACCAUCCGGGAAGCAGACCGCAGCAUAAAAGCCAGGACCAACAGGCUCUGGGACAGCUUCUUCCACCAGGCCAUCAGACUGAUUAACUCACGUUGAUUUGAGUGUAUUCUAUGCUACAUUGACUGUUUUAUUUAUUAUUAAUUACUACGAUUGUACAUUUAGAUGGAGAUGUAACGUAAAGAUUUUUUCUCCUCAUGUAUGUGAAGGAUGUAAGAAAUAAAGUCAAUUCAAUUCAACCUUAUGGAGCUUUGGAACCAUUCAAAUGCAGUGGUUAGCAAACUUUUCAUGGGUUACCGCCUUCUUGGCUCCCAGAUGAAAACCCCACAAUUUUUAUCAGCAAUUUUAGAGUGUACAUCAGUAGUACAACUAUUUAUUACUUCAUUGCUUUUACGUCUUUCAAUGAGAUGGAUGGGCUUGGUGCAGUGACAUCACCUUCUCAACGUUAGGCUGAAUGCCACUCAGAUUGAGUCUCAGUUUAGUAAUUUGCAGUCUGUUUCAUUGCUUUGAAAGGAGUUGGCUGACUGCACUGAAACUAGGCACCACUAAAAAUGCUGUUGGAAAGGAAAUAAAGAACAUGUAUUUAUCUUUUGAGAUACUGUGGAACAGGCCUUUCUGGCCCUUCAAGCCAUACCACCCAGCAGUCCCUCGAUUUAAACCUAGCCAAUCACGGGACAAUUUACAGUGGCCAAUUAACCUACCAACCGGUACGUCUUUGGACUGUGGGAGAAAACUGGAGCACCCGGAAGAAACCCACGUGGUCUUCUUUUUGCGAUUGACUCUUUACAGGCAGUACCAGGAAUUGAACUCGAGUUGCUGGUACUGUAAAGCACUGUGCUAACCACUAUGCUACCGCACAUUCAGAGGUUUCUUUCUACAAGAUUUGAGUUGAGUUUUUGAACUUUGGCUUCAGCUCAAAGUCAUUGUGUAGCAGGAUCAGUUCUUCCUCUAUCCUUUCCGUUAGUUCCUCAUUUCAAGUGUUCAGGAAUGGAUUUCAGGUGAGGGCCCGGAGGGGAAUGGAAGCCUGGCUGGGCCAGGGUUAGGGUUAGGGUUAGGGUGUAAUUAUGUGGGCAAUGGGAAAAUUAUCCCUCUUCUUUUUCUUGAUGUCAUCACGGAGAUUCGUUGCCACUC